Molecule: messenger RNA, 4116 nt
Organism: Torulaspora globosa
Lineage: Eukaryota; Fungi; Ascomycota; Saccharomycetes; Saccharomycetales; Saccharomycetaceae
Exons: 1
Coding region: 1-4116 (1371 amino acids)
Biological process (GO): regulation of small GTPase mediated signal transduction; positive regulation of GTPase activity
Cellular component (GO): cytoplasm; nucleus
Molecular function (GO): GTPase activator activity
Source: RefSeq, a predicted model, not a curated record
AUGCCAGGUAUCUGUUACGCCUCCAAGGGGGAUCCAAAAGGCAUUACGCUCCUCAGCACCAUACUAAAAAGCUUGAAGACUUCAUCCAACGAGGAAACGUCCGCGAAAUCUUCUUUAAAAGCACUGGAUUCAUCAAGUGUCGAGGAAUCACAUCUUUUACAAUUGCACAAAAGACUUGGGGAUAAGAGCCUUGAUUAUGAUCAAAGAGCUCAAACAGCUGUUGAAGUGCGACAGGUGCUAAAAAAAUUCGAAAAGAACUGCAUACCUGCUCUGUGGUACUCGGCCCAUGAUUUAAUAAGACCAGAAGUCCCAUUGGGCGCCAGGAAGUGCGCAUUCGAGUUACUGGCUGAAUGUAUCAAUGAUUGCCAAGACCCAGCAGUUAGAGAAAUGUUCUUUCGCAUUGCAAUGACCAUUCUGGCAAGGCCAUCUGAGGACGAGAGCGAAUUUUUAGGUCCGCACAUUGCACUCAUUCUUUCAUGUUUAAGAAGCCUACUAAAUGGUAUGUUGCCGCUGAAGAAGGAUGAUGCUGCAUUUUUGAGAGACUUAAUUGAAGAUAUCAUCGAUGUAUCAAGGCGAAAAGCAAGUUGCCCGGACGCUAAUGUGGUCCAGGAGCUCCUUUUACUUACUCCCAUCCUGAAGGAUCCAAUCCGGCAUGAUAGCUUAGUGAAACUGCUUGAUCUUCUAUCCUCAGCGUUGAAGCCGCCUUCGUCAUCAGACAUCGGACUGUCAUCUAGUGCCGUAGAUUUUAUUUUGUAUCUCACCCAGGAAUAUGGGCAGCUUCUGAGAUCAGAUGUGCUGCGCAGGUUUACAGUCAUUUUAAGCCGAAUAGCGGAUGAGCCAGGUACCGAAAGAAACAUGGAAAAACUCGAAUAUGCGUUGCAUAAAAUUGUCCAGGCUCCCUGUAACUCAGUAUUUCUGGAGGAGCUGUUUGCGGUAGACAAUACGGACUGCUGUGAGCUUAUGAACCUCUACCCACUCAUCUUCGUGGACAAUUUAUGCCGUUGCAGUAAAAACACAGAAGAUCCCCCCAGUGAGAAACAGAUAAACUAUAUGCUGGAUGCUCUGCAUCAAUUGAAAAAAGACAAGGAGAUAUUGAAGGUAAUGACCCGCUUACUGCGAUGUUGUGAACGAACAGGAUUCGCUAGCUCCAUUCUGAGGCAAGGACAUAUUUGGCCUAUGGUAAAGUCGAUUUUGACCAGAGGUCGCGAAGACGAGAUUGUUAGAAAAUUCGUCGAAAGCGUUCUUGAUAUCGCUACUCGUACAAAUCUGUCGCUGUUCUCAACGUCGCUGGAUGAUUUGAUCCAGUCUGUCUGCGCCCUGCAAAUCUCGGACUUUGACAGUCGCAUAAUAAAGUUGGUCAAAGUACGACGAGCAGAUGUUGGAAUGUUCAAAACUCUGGAUGACGUCGCCAAGCGAACUCUUUCGCCUAAUUCCUCGACUAUUUCCCGCCUGGAGCUGUAUAAACUUUUAAUUGGAUUAGUGAAGGAUGCUGCUUUCAGACCGCUGACAAAUACAGCAAACCAGUUUGCGAUAGCUUUGAGAACUUACAAUGGAAGCACGAAUCAUGAAAUGGAAGGUGAAGAGCUGUUACUAUUCGAGAACUUUCUAUAUGAGUACCUGCAAGUCCUUCACGUCAAAGAUUUUCGCUUUUUGAUCACUGAGCAUAUUAUACCGGAUGUACAAGCUAUACUGGCGCAAGCAAAGCGCAGAAAGAGUAUCGUGAAUACCUUGGGCAGCUUUGGAAAGUCCAGACGAGCUAAUGAACAAAACCUUCAAAGAGCCGAUUUUUUGGUGAGAUCCUGUGUGAAAACCUUCAUAUGGAGUGCAACUGAUAGUACUGGUUUUAAAUGCAUUCUUUUAUUCAAUGUUCUAUGCUCGAUAUACAGUACUGCCGAGAAAUUCUCACAUAGCCCCGCCUCACUUGCAGUCGCGAGGGCGAUGAUAAGAAUCAGAAGAAGCACAGAGGGUCAUUUCUACUUUACGAUUCCAAUAGAUGCUGUAGGGAUAAGCGCGGCAUUUCGCAGACUGAAGGAACAAAACACUUAUCAAGGAGACCCUCAUAAAUGGACUUUCCCUGAAUCUGUAGAAUACAUGGACGAAUCUUUGCUCGGAAAACCAAACGAGAACGUUGGAUUCACAAGUCAUGACAAAGAACAAGGAACGAACAUAAAUAUCGGCACAUGGCUUUCUUUAGCAAUUGGUUCUAUCAAGGCUCCCACAGACUGGGAGAUUCAUUCAUACCUUUUGGCCCAUCUCUGCUCGCAACUUUCAGAAAUUCCUUUAUUGUUCGGUCAUUUCAACCUUAUCGAAGACUUCAAGAUUGUUAUAUGUGAUCAUUUGACUCGCGCGACGCCAUUGCAAAUCGAUUUAAGCGAAGGAGUAUCUCACUCUGAUCUUCAUUCGGCUUACGUCAGAAAUCUAUCAUCUGUGCUAGCCUAUCAUCCGUUUCAACAGAAGAAAUUCGCUGAUGAGCUAGUAAGCGCCUUAGUGGUAGGACUCAAAUCCUGGGAGAAGACUUUCAUCCCAAUUCUGCACAUUUUGAGUGUCAGCUGUUUCGAGGUUCCGCUAUCAGUCCAAAAAUGUUUGACUCAUUUAUUACCGCAGAUACAAAUGAGAAUAACCAACCCAUACGCAAUGCCUUCUGUUCUGGAAUUUCUCUUAGCUCUUGGAAAUUCUCCUGGGGUCAUUUCUAAUCUUACAAUUGAUGAAGUUAAGAGAGUUUUUGGCAUCGCGUUUAGGCUUAUAGAAAACUCGGUGGAUUUAAGAAUACGAUCAAAACUGGAAUCAUUAAAAAAUGAUUCUCCAGAGUUGAGUCUUUCACAACCUCACAAUCAGGAGUAUGAUAUUGAAGUUUCACCAUCCACCGAGAACUUUUCCAUCAAAGAGUCCAUGGUGCUGUUUCUGCAGUAUCAGUCAUUUGAAGUAAUAACGUCAUGGUUUUGUAGUCUAAAUGCGGAUCGCAUAAAAGAAUUAUUACCCUUUAUCGUGGCUAACUUGAGGAAGCUGGAAAAAGUUGAGUGUCUAAAGUACGAUGCCCUAGCACAAAUAGACUUUGUGCUAAGAUUCCCGUUCAUGAGGCAUACAUACUGGGGCAUGGCUAAGGAGGAGGGGCAAGGGGCAAAACGAUGGGUUGGUGAGUCAACCAUGAUCUCAAUCGGAGUGAGCGCGGGUGGGGCGCUGGUGAAGGUUUGGAAGCCGACCUGCACCUUUUCCUUUGAAUAUAGGCCCCGGGUUGACCUGUGUGGAGCUACGUAUGACGUAUUCGGCUUCAAUGAAGAUGCUGAAAUGGCUAGUUACGAAGAGUUAUGCCCAGAUACAGUGUUAUCGCAGCUCUCUUACUCUCUAGAGACGGGAGAAGCCUCGCAACAACAUCUCAUCCAAGUACCCGAUGACACGAGUUUCGACAGAUCUAUCCAUAUGCUGGACCAUCUGCCGAACAAAGAGUUCCUCAAAAUCGGUAUUAUCUAUAUCGACAAGGACCAGGACAGCGAAGUCCAGGUCCUCAGCAACACGAAGGGAUCACACCAGUACCACUGGUUCCUCAAUCAGAUGGGCCGGUUCAUCAAACUGAGCGAAAAACCAAAGCUUUUCUAUGCUGGCGGCCUGGAGGAUGUAACCGAUGGCGAGUUUGCUCUCCUAUGGAAUGGCGAGAUUACCCACAUGGCUUUCCACACAACCACUCUCAUGCCCAACAGCACCGAUCUAUCGUCCAAGAAACGGCAUGUCGGUAACAAUUUUGUCAACAUUUUUUACAACGAAUCAGGGCUGCCCCAUUUUAACUUCAACAUCAUCAAGAGUCAAUUCACCUUCAUCAGCAUCGUCAUAACUCCGCUGACCGCAGCGGCCAAAGAUGAGAUUGCAGAACACUACAAGAUUAAGCUCUACAGAAGAACGGGAACGCCUGGACUCCUUUCCUGUGCCCAUUUCAAGAUUCUAACCAAGAACAACUUGGCGAGAUACGUCCGCCAUGUCGCUCAGAUCGCGAACGCUUUAGCUGAGAAAACGCACCAGAGACAUCCGCCGGACGCCUGCUCAGCUUGGGGAAAAAGGUAUAAGCACUUACAGAUGAUAAGAGAACGAGCCGUCAAGCUGAAUAGCGCUGAGAAUGAAGUCUAG